Molecule: messenger RNA, 5329 nt
Organism: Pelmatolapia mariae (spotted tilapia)
Lineage: Eukaryota; Metazoa; Chordata; Actinopteri; Cichliformes; Cichlidae
Product: ATP-binding cassette sub-family C member 2-like
Exons: 32
Coding region: 454-5163 (1569 amino acids)
Biological process (GO): transmembrane transport
Cellular component (GO): apical plasma membrane
Molecular function (GO): ABC-type transporter activity; ATP hydrolysis activity; ATP binding
Source: RefSeq, a predicted model, not a curated record
UUGAACUUCAGACACGUGAGUGUGGAGGAGUGUCUUUGUGCUGGUGCAAAGCUCGAUGCUCAAUGACUUUGCUAAAUCUGUUGGAUGUUCUCACUGGCUCAUUAGGAGGGAUGUAGUAGACUUUUUGAAGACACUGUUAUCCAACUAAAGAACGUCUGCCUAAAACGAAAGAAAUCAGCAUUCGGGACACGACUAUCAGUUCUUCUAUUCUUUACACCAAUCCAGUUUAAGUGUCUUUUUCUCUGCAGAGGGAACAGGCAACUUUUUCUUUCAGCUUAAAAGCCUCAUGGAUCAAAGUCCUUCACAGCCACAUCCUGUAAUUGUCAGUGGAGUGUGGGCGGACAGAGGAGAAAGCAGCAGUAUUUGACUCAAACGCGGCAGUAGCGGAGCAGAGGGUGAGAGGAGUUGGGUUGUCCAGUCAGCUGAGGUCGACUGAAGCCAUCACUGUAAAGCAUGUGUGCAGCAGCUCUGGAGGAGUACUGUGGGUCCACCUUUUGGAAUGCUUCAUAUCUGGAGCGACCAGACCCAGACCUCCCAGUAUGUGUGGAACAGACAGUUCUUGUCUGGAUACCUCUGGGCUUCCUGUGGCUCUUUGCCCCGUGGCACCUGGUGGCUCUCUUUAGAAGGCCAAAAGUAAACACAAAGCACCUGUCCAAGCUUUACAUCUGCAAACAGCUUGUGGUGUCUCUGUUGUUCCUGACGGCCAUAGCACACCUGGGAGUCACACUAGGAGAAGAUUUUGGUCCAAACAGUGACCAAUCUUCAAAAAAUGCUGGUGUAUACUACGCAAAUCCAGUUUUAUUUGCAGUCACAUGGAUCCUUGUCCUGCUUUGCCAUGAAGGAUUAAGACGGGAAGGAGCAAUAGACUCUGCCUCUAUUUUCCUCUUCUGGUUGCUCCUUGUAGUGUGUGACAUCUUUCCUUUCCAGACCCUCCUACGAGAGGCUCUCAGACUGGAGGAGGUCCGUGAUGUCCCACGUUUCAGCCUUUUCUACAUUUCUUUUGGGCUUGAACUGAUUGCACUAGUUCUUUCUACUGUAGCUGAUAUCCCCCCAGAAGCUAAGGACCUUAUAAAAAAGAAUCCUGAAGCAGGUGCACCAUUUUUGAGCAGAAUCACAUUCAACUGGUUAAACAGUAUGGUUUUAAAAGGCUACAGACAACCUCUGGUUCAGGAGGACAUGUGGGAUCUGAAUGAGAGUGAUAGCACUGCUUUCAUCAAUGAGCGUUUCCAGCAUUUCAUGAAGCCUGAGUUGGAUGCAGCUAGGGUCCGCUUCCAGAACAAGAUGAAAAAGAAAUCAGCUAAAACCAGAGACAGUGCCCAGGAAGACCCACAGCAAAAUGGGCUUUCCAGUGGUCUGGGGAAAGGAGUCAGUCAGGAUGUACUAAUGAUGGAGGAAAGGGGGAAGAGAGAAGAUGAAAAGAAGAAAAAGAAAAAGGACAAAAAGAAGGAGGAAGAGAACUAUCCCAAUUCAUGGCUGAUUCCCACCCUUUACAAGACCUUUAAAUGGAUUCUGAUUGAAUCUGCAUUCUUCAAACUUGUGCAAGAUGUGUUAACCUUUGUCAGUCCUCAGCUCCUUAAAUUGAUGGUCUCCUUCACUCAGGACAAAUCCAGACAUGCCUGGGAGGGCUAUUUGUAUGCAGUGUUGCUGAUGGUGGUGGCUCUGCUACAGUCUCUGACACUGCAACAGUAUUUCCAGCGCUGCUUUGUGUUGGGCAUGAAGGUUCGCACUGCACUUAUGGCUGCUGUGUACAAAAAGGCAUUAGUGGUGUCCAAUGAUACUCGUAAGGAGUCAACAGUAGGGGAAACGGUGAACCUGAUGUCAGCAGAUGCCCAGCGCUUCAAUGAUGUGACCAACUUUAUCCACCUGCUGUGGUCCUGCCCUCUGCAGAUCAUUAUAUCCAUUGUUUUCCUGUGGCUGGAGUUAGGACCUUCUGUGUUGGCAGGACUGGGAGUCAUGGUGUUAAUGGUUCCAAUCAAUGGAUUUUUGGCAACCAAGGCCAGAAAAAUCCAGAUAGAGAACAUGAAGUUUAAAGAUAAGAGAAUGAAAAUCAUGAAUGAACUUCUAAAUGGGGUCAAGAUUCUCAAGCUGUAUGCUUGGGAGCCAUCCUUCCAGAAGCAGGUGGAAGACAUUAGAGGGGAAGAACUAAAAGUCAUGAAGAAGUUUGCCUACCUGACAUCCGUCUCUAGCUUUAUCUUCAGCUCUGCUCCAGCUCUGGUUUCUCUGGCCACGUUUGCAGUAUUUGUUAGUGUGAGCAACGAUAAUGUGUUAACUGCUGAGAAAGCUUUUACUUCCAUCUCUCUCUUCAACAUCCUCCGAUUUCCUCUUGCCAUGCUGCCCAUGCUCAUUGCUUCCAUUGUGCAAACAGCAGUGUCUAAGAAGCGCCUGGAGAAGUUUCUGGCAGGGGAAGACAUCGACAGUGACAUUGUGCGCCAAGACCCCAGUUUCAAUACUGCUGUGAGCGUAUGUGAUGGUUCCUUUGCUUGGGAAAAAGAUGCAAACCCUCUGCUGAAAGAUGUGAAUUUGGACAUUGAGCCUGGUCGGUUGGUUGCCGUAGUGGGAGCUGUUGGGUCAGGAAAGUCGUCUCUCAUGUCAGCCCUCCUUGGAGAGAUGUACAGUACCAAAGGUUUUAUCAACAUUAGGGGUUCUCUUGCUUUUGUGCCACAGCAAGCCUGGAUUCAAAAUGCCACUUUGAGGGAUAAUAUCUUGUUUGGAUCUCCUCAUGAGGAAAAGAGGUUCAAAGAAGUAAUACAGGCCUGUGCUCUUGCCCCUGACCUUGAGCUGCUGCCUGGAGGAGACCUCACUGAGAUUGGAGAGAAAGGUAUCAACCUCUCAGGAGGUCAGAAGCAACGUGUGAGCUUAGCCAGAGCGACCUACAGUCAGGCUGACAUUUAUCUGUUAGAUGACCCUUUAUCUGCCGUGGAUUCUCAUGUAGGAAAGCAUCUCUUUGAAAAAGUUAUUGGACCCAGUGGAAUACUUAAAAACAAGACUCGUAUCCUGGUGACUCAUGGCAUAAGCUUCCUGCCAUACGUGGAUGAAAUUGUGGUUUUGGAGAAUGGAGUCAUUUCUGAAAUUGGAUCCUAUAAAAACCUUCGUGCCAGUGGAGGAGCUUUUUCCAAGUUUCUCGACACAUAUGCCAAAGAGCAGAGCAAUCAGAGAAAUUCAGAAACAGGUGAGGGCCAGGACGCAGAAGACUUCGAGCUCAUCCCAGAUGGAGACGAUGCCCAACCUGACAGUGCUUUGGAGGACACUGUUUCUCUUACACUGAAGCGAGAAAACAGCAUCCGCCGCAGCCAGCGCAAUGGCAGUGUCAGGUUAAGAAGAAAUACUUCUGUAAAAAAAUCAGAAAAUACUGAUGAACCAAAGAAAGGCCAGAAGCUUAUAGAGAAGGAAACUAUGGAAACAGGACAGGUGAAGCUUGCAGUGUUCCUGCAGUACCUGCGAGCCAUGGGCUGGGGAUAUUCUGCCACGGUUUUCCUGAUUUACUUCAUCCAGAACGCUGCUUUCAUCGGUCAAAAUCUGUGGCUGAGUGACUGGACCGGUGAUUCUGUGGAGUACUACAACACGACAUACCCUUCCUGGAAGAGGGACACAAGGGUGGGAGUGUUCGGAGCUCUUGGAGUGACUCAGGGUAUCUUUGUGUUCCUCGGCACACUGCUCCUAGCAAAUGCUUCCGUCGAUGCGUCUCGUAUCCUGCAUUCAAAACUGCUUAACAACAUCCUGCGAGUUCCCAUGGUUUUCUUUGACACUACACCUAUUGGAAGAGUGGUCAACCGCUUUGCAAAGGACAUUUUUACCAUAGAUGAAGCCAUUCCUAAUUCCGUCCGCUCCUGGCUCCUGUGUUUUCUGGGUGUACUGGGGACGCUAUUUGUCAUCUGCCUGGCAACUCCGUUCUUUGCCAUAGUUAUCAUUCCUUUGGCAGUGAUCUACUUCUUUGUACAGCGCUUUUAUGUCGCCACUUCAAGACAGCUGCGCCGACUGGACUCGGUGUCUCGCUCACCAAUAUAUUCUCACUUUGGUGAGACGGUGUCCGGCCUGUCAGUGAUAAGAGCCUAUAAGCAUCAAGACAGGUUUCUUAAACACAAUGAAGUAACUAUAGAUGAAAACCUCAAAAGCGUUUACCCGUGGAUCGUGUCUAACAGAUGGCUGGCCAUACGUCUGGAGUCUGUUGGAAACCUGGUGGUGUUUUUUUCUGCUCUGUUCGCUGUCAUUUCCAGAGAUUCUAUUGACAGUGGCCUGGUUGGCUUGUCUAUAUCAUAUGCCCUUAAUGUAACCCAGACCCUCAACUGGUUGGUUAGAAUGACCUCAGAGCUGGAGACUAAUAUUGUAGCCGUGGAGAGAGUGAGUGAAUAUACUGAGCUUGAGAAUGAGGCUGACUGGGUAACUGACACUCGGCCCCCACAGCAGUGGCCAGAGGCAGGAAGAGUGCAAUUUGAGAACUACAAAGUCCGUUACAGACCUGAAUUGGAUUUAGUGCUGCAUGGAAUCACUUGUGACAUCGACAGCACUGAGAAGAUCGGUAUUGUCGGUCGCACAGGAGCUGGGAAAUCAAGUCUUACCAACUGCCUGUUUAGAAUUAUUGAAGCUGCUGAAGGUUGCAUCCGCAUUGAUGAUGUAGAUAUCUCUAAAAUAGGCCUGCAUGAUCUGAGAAACAGACUCACGAUUAUACCACAGGAUCCCGUUUUGUUCUCGGGGUCACUGAGGAUGAACCUGGAUCCAUUUGACAAGUUCAGUGAUGAGGAGAUUUGGAGAGUGCUGGAGCUCUCUCAUCUAAAGAGCUAUGUAUCAGGGCUGCAGGAAGGCUUACAGCAUGAAGUGGCAGAGGGGGGAGAAAACCUCAGUGUUGGGCAGAGGCAGCUGCUGUGUCUGGCUCGAGCACUCCUGAGAAAGUCACGUAUCCUAAUUCUGGAUGAAGCCACGGCAGCUGUUGACCUGGAGACAGACAACCUGAUUCAGAACACCAUCCGCAAAGAGUUUUCAGACUGCACAGUCCUUACCAUCGCCCACCGCCUGCACAGUAUCAUGGACAGCUCUAGGGUAAUGGUGCUUGAUGCUGGAAAAAUAGUGGAAUUUGAUUCGCCGAGCAACCUGCUUGAAAAAGAAGGUCAUUUCUACGCCAUGGCAAAGGAUGCUGGGAUAACAUUAGAAAGCAACACACAUUUAUAAUUUCUACUUAUACUGUUUUUUUAGGGAAGGUUUAGGGCCACAAUUUUUUGUGUAUGUAUUUUAUUUGUAGGUUUCAUUGUGAAGACUGGAUUUUACUUUUAUGUAAAGAAACACUGACAUAUAUAUUGUAUUUAUAGGGAACAACAUAGGGAAAACAUAUUGUAUA